Colletotrichum orchidophilum is the source of this 1959-nucleotide messenger RNA. RefSeq names its product serine/threonine-protein kinase cot-1. Gene Ontology annotation, molecular function: protein serine/threonine kinase activity; ATP binding. The record is from RefSeq and is a predicted model, not a curated record. Bases 1 to 1959 code for a protein of 652 amino acids. The transcript has 4 exons. Lineage: Eukaryota; Fungi; Ascomycota; Sordariomycetes; Glomerellales; Glomerellaceae. Gene Ontology annotation, biological process: peptidyl-serine phosphorylation; intracellular signal transduction.
AUGGAGGGUAAUAAUAACCGUCUCUACCUCAACAUCGGUAAUAACAACGAUCGUCUGGGUCCCGGCGGCGACCGACAGUAUCCCACCACGCCCUCAACCUUCCCUCAACCCGUCUUCCCUCACCAAGGCCAACAACAGCAGCACCAGCAGGCCGGCAUGCAGCACCACCAGCAGCAACACCCGGCGCAGCAGCAGCAGCAGCCGCAACAGCCGUAUGCGACCGGUUAUGCUCCCCAGGGCUACUUCCACCCGAGUCAGCAGCAAGCCCAAUAUCCUCCUCAGGGCCAUGGCGACUACAAUGCGGGCUACCAGCAGCGAUCCAAUACUCCAGGGACCAACGAUCCCAAUGUCGGUCUCGCUCACCAGUUCUCUCACCAGAACCUAGGCGGCGCUGCCCGGGCAUCGCCCUAUGGGUCCCGUGGCCCCUCGCCCGCCCAAAGACCUCGCACUGCCGGUGCCGCGGGACAGACGCCUCAGGGUUACGGACACUAUGCGACGCCGCCGAUGCCAACCCAGCAGGCGGUUCCCGUUGAGGCCUUUGCACCCGCUCCUGAGCGACUCUAUGAGAAGUACGGCCCCAAUGCCAACAAUAACCAGAAGAAGUGUACCCAAUUGGCCUCCGAUUUCUUCAAGGACAGUGUGAAGCGCGCGAGAGAACGCAACCAGAGACAAAGCGAAAUGGAGGUCAAGCUUUCCGAGCCGGGCCAGAGCCAGCAAAGACGCGAGCAGAUUUGGUCCACGGCUGGUCGCAAGGAGGGCCAAUACCUGCGAUUCCUGCGGACCAAGGACAAGCCCGAGAACUACAACACCAUCAAGAUCAUCGGCAAGGGUGCUUUUGGUGAGGUUAAGCUGGUCCAAAAGAAGAAUGACGGAAAGGUGUACGCCAUGAAGUCCCUGAUCAAGACGGAGAUGUUCAAAAAGGAUCAACUCGCCCACGUUCGUUCCGAAAGAGAUAUUCUGGCCGAGUCAGACAGUCCUUGGGUCGUCAAGCUCUUCACCACUUUCCAGGACUCUUAUUUCCUGUACAUGUUGAUGGAGUUCUUGCCCGGCGGUGACUUGAUGACAAUGCUCAUCAAGUACGAAAUCUUUUCUGAGGACAUCACGCGCUUCUACAUUGCUGAAAUUGUACUUGCGAUCGAGGCAGUCCACAAGCUGGGCUUCAUUCAUCGUGAUAUCAAACCCGACAAUAUUUUGUUGGAUCGCGGCGGUCACGUAAAGCUUACUGAUUUCGGUCUCUCAACCGGUUUCAAUCGCUUGCACGACAACAACUACUACCAACAAUUGCUGCAGGGCCGGUCUAACAAACCACGCGAUCGCAAUUCUGUUGCCAUUGAUCAGAUCAACCUCACAGUCAGCAACAGAUCCCAGAUCAACGACUGGCGUCGGUCGAGGAGAUUGAUGGCGUACUCCACUGUCGGAACGCCUGAUUACAUUGCCCCCGAGAUUUUCACAGGCCACGGGUACACCUUUGACUGCGAUUGGUGGUCUCUGGGCACAAUCAUGUUCGAAUGUUUGGUUGGAUGGCCUCCUUUCUGCGCCGAGGACAGCCACGAUACGUACCGCAAGAUUGUCAACUGGAGGCAGACUCUGUACUUCCCUGAUGACAUUCAGCUUGGCGUAGAAGCCGAAAACCUGAUUAGAAGCUUGAUCUGUAACACGGAGAAUCGUCUGGGUCGCUCAGGCGCGCACGAAAUCAAGCAGCACUCGUUCUUUAGAGGCGUCGAGUUCGACAGCCUGCGUCGUAUCAGGGCACCUUUCGAGCCUCGUUUGACCUCCGCCAUCGAUACCACCUACUUCCCGACCGACGAGAUCGACCAGACCGAUAACGCGACCAUUCUCAAGGCGCAGGCCGUGCAACAAGCCCGCUCUGGUGUGCCGGCGGUGGUUGAGGAGUCUCCCGAGAUGAGCUUGCCCUUCAUUGGAUACACCUUCAAGCGAUUCGACAACAACUUCCGAUAA